Penicillium malachiteum is the source of this 1815-nucleotide messenger RNA. RefSeq lists its product as uncharacterized. NCBI's taxonomy places the organism in Eukaryota, Fungi, Ascomycota, Eurotiomycetes, Eurotiales, Aspergillaceae. The transcript is spliced from 3 exons. The record is from RefSeq and is a predicted model, not a curated record. The coding region runs from base 1 to 1815 and encodes 604 amino acids. Gene Ontology annotation, molecular function: NAD+ binding; oxidoreductase activity, acting on the CH-OH group of donors, NAD or NADP as acceptor. Gene Ontology annotation, biological process: fatty acid metabolic process.
AUGGCCGAAUCAGGAAUAGCACUCGCGUACCGCGAUCGGCCAGUUGCUAUUAUCGGUUGCGGCGUCAUGGGUCGGCGCAUCGCUUUGAUCUGGGCCCAGAGUGGAUUUAAAGUGAGCGUCUUCGACAAGAAUUGUGGACAGGUUGAGGGUAGCCUAGGAUUUUUAAAAGAAAACCUCACUGUGAUCAAUACGAAAUUGAUCCGGAAUGUUUGCGGGUUUCAUGAUUUGCGUGCCUGCGUGAAAGGGUGUUGGCUAGUGAUUGAAGCCAUACCGGAGCAUCUAGAGAGUAAGAUUGAGUUAUUUGGAGAACUAGAGCAAUACGCUCCUCACGAUGCAAUUAUAGCAACUAACUCAUCUUCCUACCGGUCUUCGUUAAUUGCGGGGGCUCUGCUACCAACAACGCGAUCCCGCACACUGAAUACACAUUAUCAUAUGCCACCAGUGAGAGUGAUUGUUGAGCUAAUAUCAUGCGGCCACACAAAUGAGGAGAUGAUGAUCUUCAUGGAAGCUUGCCAGAAGGAGGUUCAUAUUAUCCCAUAUAUCGUACGGCAGGAGUCAACCGGUUUCAUUCUGAAUAGAGUUUGGGCUGCUAUCAAGCGCGAAGUUUUGACUAUGCUUGCGGAUGGUGUAUCGACACCUACAGAGAUUGACGAGAUUUGGGGAUCAGUGAUUGAGUCCACUCGACCUGGUCCUUGCAGGGUGAUGGACGAGACUGGUCCUGACACAGUAGCCGCCAUUGAACAGAAUUCUAUCAAUGAGCGUGGACUUUUCUCUAUUGAUACUGUCAACUUCCUGCGCGAGUCCUAUAUUUUUCGGGGAAAAUCAGGAUCCAAAUGCGAGAUUGGUGGUCUCUACUCACCGUCUCCUGGUGUACCAAAGCAGCCAAGCUAUCCAUUGAGAUGGGACCCUGCGAUUAUACUCGCCAUUGAUAAUGCUGCAGGGCGAGUAAAGACUCUGAAAGAGGGUCGCAUCUUAGCCUUCAAUAUGAUGGGCAUGAAUUUGGGUGCACUGGUCGUUGACCAAUUCCUUCCAGACGGCGUCGAUGUGGAUAGAUCUACCGGCCGUAUUUUCUGGACUUGUAUGGGUAAACCGGGUAAACCGGAUGGCGCCAUCUAUAGUGCCAACUUGGACGGUACCGAUAUCAACACAGUGCUACCAGACGGGGGUAUUAGCACCCCAAAGCAGCUAUGUUUGGACUCAAUCAACCGCCAAAUCUACUUUUCCAAUCGAGAAGGCAAGCGCAUUUACCGGUGUGACUACAGCGGAUCCCAGCUAAAGGCCCUUGUGGAGAACUGUAACGGUGGAGAAGAUACCGCGGCAAUUCCUCAUUCACGUGCAGUCGAUUGGUGCGUUAGCUUGGCAGUAUCACUGAAGCUAGAAAAGAUAUUUUUGUCCCAAAAGGGUCCUCCAAAAGGCGGGAUGGGACGUAUCUUCUCUGCUGGUCUCAAAAUACCUCCAGGGGAGACUGCAAUUACCCGCAAAGACCCAGAAUGCCUUUUAUAUGAUCUCCCAGAACCUAUCCAUUUGGAUGUUGAUGAAGAAAAUUGCAUUCUUUACUGGACUGAUCGCGGUGAAAUGCCGCUGGGGAAUUCUGUCAACUGUCUUUCUCUAGACAGACGAGGAACUACUCCGUCAAAUCAUACGGUGCUCGUCCGGAACUUGCAUGAAGCGAUUGGACUUGCGCUCAAUAUUUCUGGUGGUCUAAUCCUUUUUGCAGAUUCGGGUGGCAGACUUUACAGCAGCAACCUGGAUGGCACGAAUAAGAAAGUCAUAUACUCCGGAGAAGAAAACUUUACAGGAAUAGCACUGGCGUAG